Messenger RNA from Portunus trituberculatus (swimming crab), 2523 nucleotides. RefSeq names its product beta-1,3-galactosyltransferase 2-like. Bases 588 to 1586 code for a protein of 332 amino acids. Gene Ontology annotation, molecular function: hexosyltransferase activity. Gene Ontology annotation, cellular component: membrane. The record is from RefSeq and is a predicted model, not a curated record. Lineage: Eukaryota; Metazoa; Arthropoda; Malacostraca; Decapoda; Portunidae. The transcript has 3 exons.
CAGAAGGAUAAGUAGGAGGGGAUGGAGACAGAAGGGGUAUUUGGUAUUAGUGGAGUUAUUGCAAACAAGGCAACCAAUGAGAGUCUUGCUGUGUACAUAUUUAGUGAAGAAUGGUGACUUUUUGAGUAACUAGACAGUGAAAACUAGUAAUUGAGUUGUAUAUGUACUAACUACUGAAAUUUCACAUGAGUGGAAUGCCAAAGGUUACAGUGGCUAAGGCAACGCAAAAGACAUGAAUGAUAAGCCACUAAAGCUUCAAGUUCAUUAAGAUUAAGUCAGACAGUUUACUCAAAAUCAUGUCUUUAAAUCUCCCUGUUAAGAGGAUUCAAGUCAUAAAGAUUUCAAGUCACAUUAUUUAUUUAACAUGUUUUAGUAGAAACUAUCGGAGUUUUCAAGGUACUUACGUGAUUCUAGUGGGAGAGAUAAGCAUUUUAUACUAUAAGUGAAGGAAAAACACGUGAGAUUCCAACUAGCCCUUGUGGCAAAGUGUUUAUUAAUAGGAGGUACGGUCACAUAACACAGGAAACAGGAAGCCAGGCAAGUCCAAGCGAAUUGUUACCACCAGCGCCCAGUGUUCUUAAUAACCAAUGUACUUCUCAGGGAGACUGAUUUGGGUGAAGAUAGUGGUGAUGUGCGUGACGAUGGUGCUGAUGGUGAGUCUGGGUCAGCAUCAAUUCUCAAGAACAGUGAGAGUGAAGAAGACUGUUAAGGAUAAUAAGCCACACAUCCCAAACCAGCCCAACCAAAUCCGAAUAGGUGCGCCGCCAGACGUUCCCCGACACUUCCUGAUCGAAGAGCCUGACGCGUGCACAAGGCAGGGCGACAGCUUGGAGGUGGUGGUGUUCGUGCACUCCGCCAUCAAGAGGGUGGAGCAGCGCAGCCUCACACGCCUCACCUGGGCCAACUCCAGCGUCAUCAAUAUGUCGGUGGUGUUCAUGGUGGGCCGCGCCAAGAGCACCGAGGAAAGCAACAUUGUAAACCACGAGAGUGAGCUUUACCAUGACAUUGUGCAGGGUGAUUACGGGGACCAGUAUCGCCUCCUAACAUACAAGGCACUCUCUGCCCUCUACUGGGUCAACAAACACUGUGCCCAUGUGCCGUGGACGCUCCAUGCGGACGACGACCUGCUCGUCGACACCCACGUCCUGAAGAGCUUCAUCGAGGAGUUCGACAACAGCAAGGACAGGAACAACCUGCACUGCAGACUGUUGAAGGCGCAGCGUGUGUAUAGGAAGGGCCGCUGGAGAGUGAUGCGAAAGGAGUUUCCUGGCAGACGAUACCCGCCCUUCUGCCAAGGCAUCCUAUGGCUGCUGCCCACCAAGGAAGUGUCCAGGUUGCUGCGGGCGUCUGCCGCGGUGAAGUUCCUAUGGGUGGACGACGCGUACAUCACCGGCCUGCUGGCCAAGCAGAGCGGCAUCAAAAUCUCCGGCAUCCCCAAUGAGCGCUUCGGCAUUGCGGCAUUCAAUGAGAGUGAUGUGGGCAACAAGCUGGCAUGGUUCCACCUGCGCGGGAUGAAUCUGACGCAGCUGUGGUCUGGCAUCCUGGAAUACUACAACACCACCACCACCCCUACCCUCCACCAUUGAGACGUCGUGACAGGACGGCCUGUCACGACCACCAACACCACGACCCUCACUGGCCACGUGUCAGUCGAAGCACGGAGGUGGGAGGCCACAGGGUCACACGGCCAACAGACGGCACGGAAUAAAAGGCCAUUGCUGUCUGGAGGAUGAAGGCGUCAAACGCAGCGCUGAGUGAUGGUUGCACUGCACUCAGCACUGCCACACGCCAGUCAGUCACUCACCACAGUGCAUAGCAGAGCAUCGUGUCCGCUCCACUCGCUCACGCUCACCAUCACAUUACCUUGCUUCCCUGAAUUCCUGUUUUUGUUUCCUACACUUCUAUAUUUCCGCUUGCUGAUAAAUCUCUGAACCACAUCCUAUCCAUGCAUCGACCGCCGUGACUCACGCUAUCACGCAAAUCACCCCACUCUCCCUCAGUGGCACACUCAUUCACGCUGCAUGUCACGUCUAAUUCAUCUCACACUAACACACCAAUCUCUGUGCCACACUGUCACUCACACUUCAUCCCUGACCUUACAUUGACUCACUGUCACAAACAUACACACUAUCACCAGCAUGCCAUAUCAUAUCACACCUUAUUUCACCACACUAACAUGACUCUGUACACACAAUUGCAUCACUGUGAAGCUGAUAAGAGGAGCAAAGGACACAAUGAAUAAUGAACUAAAGCUGGGAACAUUCUCAGGAAGUUAUUUAUAAUGUUGGUGCCACAGACACGAUGAGAUUGAGUGAAAUGUGAGGUGAAUGUGAGAUCAUCAAAAGAAGUGUUACAUUAUGUACGUAUUUUGGUAACGGUGAGAAUCUUAGUUCAUUAGAAAGUGGAGGAGUGGUGAUCUCUCUCUCUCUCUCUCUCUCUCUCUCUCUCCAAACUCCGAUAAGAGUCAACUACUAAGCGUUUCAGAGAGUUUGAGGGCACGUUUUUCUAGAAUAACUUUGUAAG